Aspergillus aculeatinus CBS 121060 is the source of this 2013-nucleotide messenger RNA. RefSeq names its product acetyltransferase SAS4-like domain-containing protein. NCBI's taxonomy places the organism in Eukaryota, Fungi, Ascomycota, Eurotiomycetes, Eurotiales, Aspergillaceae. The record is from RefSeq and is a predicted model, not a curated record. Gene Ontology annotation, molecular function: histone acetyltransferase activity. The transcript has 2 exons. Gene Ontology annotation, cellular component: SAS acetyltransferase complex. Bases 70 to 1968 code for a protein of 632 amino acids.
GAACAUGCUCCUGUCGCAUUGGCAAAUCUCCUCCUCCCUCUGAGCUCCUCCCUCUCCUCUCCUCUCCUAAUGUCCGCCCGUGUUUCACUGCCUCGACCACUCGAUCCGCCGCCUGCCAAACGAGCUCGACUGCAGGAAUUCUCUUCCUCGUCGCGUCGUCGCAAGAGCUCCCCCGAUCUACUCGACGUCACCAACUCCCAUUCUCAUCCUCGACCAUCGCAUCUUUCCUCGCCAUCGCCCGCGGCCUCGUUGGCUCCUUCCCCGCACGCCAAAGUUGCAUCUGGAGCGCAAUCCCGGCGGGCGUUGACGCGCCGUCCGCUGGUCUCCUCCAACACGACCACGUCUCCCCUGUCUCCCAAUACUCCGCGACACUCCGACCGUCGUCGCAUUCUACGCCAUGAGACGCCCGUCAAUACUCUACCCUCAUUCUUUCUCCACCAGGAGCGUGAAUCGCCCGAUCCCCUAGACACCAUAUCCCCCUCCGUCUCCCGUCGAAUUUCCCCCGCCGGUCGCUCCUCCGCUCUUUCCUCCGCCGCUGCCGCUGCCACCGCCGCUUCAUCGGCCCGUCGCCCGCGCCGUCAAGCUCCGCCCUCAGCACCAGACGCAACACCCAUUCAGGAAGAUUCACCAGCUGCAGUCACACAAAGAUCAAAUCGUUCCACCCGCAGCGCGGUCGCUUCUCAGCCGGCCGCCGAAUCUCCUUCCAAUGCGCGGGAGUCACGGCGCUCCCUCCGCUCCAACGACACAGGCUCUCGCGCCCGCAGCGAGCUAGCGGCCUAUUUCCCCAACUAUGAAGAGCUCCUCAGCCUGGAGCCGCCCAAGACCGAAUUCCUAGCUGGUAGCACCACCAUCAAACUCAUCGAUGACCUUCCUGUUCCGAUCGUUGCUCGAAUCAAAUCCAAUUCAGAGUUGGAUCUGGACCGUCCUUUCGGGAAUCCGCUCAUCAACCUUCACAAUUGCGAAGUUAUUGCUCUACCCGAACCUCCUUCGUCCCCGUCUCCCCCCUCAGACCCUUCUGCCGACCCGAUCCCCGAAGAUCCCCUCGAUGAGAGCAUCUUCUUCCGCGCGCAUCGUCGUAAUGAGCGCCAGGAAAAGCAGCUCCGGAACAUCGAACGCGAUCGAGCUCAACAUGAGAAGCAACACCUUGACCGUCUCCUCGAUGAGCUUCAAGGUCACGACUGGCUCCGAAUCAUGGGCAUCAGUAGCCACACGGAGCAGGAUAAGAAACUUUACGAGCCCAAACGCGACUACUUUAUCCGGGAGAUCUCCGCUGUUCUCCAGAAAUUCAAGAUCUGGAAGGAAAAAGAAAAGCGCCGUAAGGUAGAUAAGGAUAAACCCGCCGAGCAAAUCACCGCCGAUGCGAAAGAAGCAACAGCGACAACGACCACUGCCGCAGCAGCAGAAGACCGAUCGACAGCAGACGCAGAGGGAGAGGGGGCUGCCGGUCCCACCACUGCCGCAGCAGACGGGGGAGGGGGUGACACCCAAAGCUAUUCCGGUGACCCACCAGACCCCAACGACGUCGAUGCCUGGGCUGCUCGCCAACUUCUUCAGGAGGCUCGGUCUGCAACCACUGCAACGGGGCCGACAGGCAAGAAACCCCGUACCACCCUCACCGCUCCCAAGAGGGCCACCAUCACCGCAUACUUCCAGAAGGCCGGCUCGUCCACGACGACAACGACGACGAGCACGACCACUGUUCCUCCUCCUCCUCUUCCCCCACCGCCGCCAUCCGAACCCGAAAAGCCAUUCACCUCUUUCUUCACCGAUUCAGAUACUCGCAAAGCAGCCCUCUCGGCCUACCGCACGGGCGCUCGGACGCCGUACGCCUUUGGCCAUCGCAUCCCGGACUUCCAGCCACGAGACUUCGAGCUGCCGCCAGACAUGUUGACGCCCGAGGCCAUCGACUCCUGUCGGCGGAAGAAACGGCGAAUGAGACGGGCGAGUCGAGGCUCGAAUGAAUUGUAAUUUUACCAUACCAUUAAGGGGGACUUGUUUGCGUGCCAUACAUAC